GCUGUCUUGUUUGUCGCCCUUCCUUAUCAUCAUCCCCCCCCAGCAGAGUUCUCAAGUCGGUUCUCGAACCCCAAAGUCCAUAACCACACAUCACCAAGAUUAUGGCCUCAUUCUCAGAAUGGAUCGGAGCCGCCUGGCAGCACGUCCGAAAGAACCCCUCCACAGUUCUAAAAACCAUCAUCUGUGGUCCACUUAAGAUAGUAGAACUAGUAAGCCUUCCCCCUCCCCUAUCCCACUCCCAGCCCUGCUAACAAUCCAGGUCAAAACAGCAAGGCCCGGCCUGAGUGCCGCCAGCAAGGGCUCCCGCGCCCUCAUCCCACUAACCUUAACAAUCUCCGCCUUCUGUGUACUAGCCGCGGAGAACAAGAUAGAGGAGCUGGCAAACCAGGUAUGCUCCCUAGCGCUCGGCUCGGCCGGUGCCGCGAUCGGUGGCGCGAUCGGUGGACUCGGUGGCCCCAUCGGCAUGGUCAUUGGCGCGAUUGUGGGAGGGAUAGCAGGCGGGGUACUGGGAGAGUAUGGGUGGGGGGAGUUCAGGAAGUGGCUAUUCACCGAGGGGGAGGAUGGAGUCAGGCCCAUCGAUAAGAUUGCGGAUAAGCUGAAGGCCGCGACGGAUAAACUCAGGAUCUUGACGGAGGUUUCGUCCAUAAUUAUUCAUGGGCAUAAGGCCGUGUUUGGGGCGCUUUUGAAGAAUUGGCGGGGGAUGGGGGGUUUGGGAGAGGGUUCGGGGUAA
This is a messenger RNA of Tuber aestivum (summer truffle), 730 nucleotides long. NCBI's taxonomy places the organism in Eukaryota, Fungi, Ascomycota, Pezizomycetes, Pezizales, Tuberaceae. The record is from the annotation of a GenBank genome assembly.